AAAACAACUUUUUUAGAGAAAUGGGGGCCUUUUGGGUACGCCGACGUAUCGGGUACUUGGCCACCAUCCUUUUUUUAACAACACUGAACAUUCCUGAUUUUUACAGGCAACAUCAAAUUUUUUUAUAUUUUUUUAAAUUAUGUUUCCGAAGGACAUGUAUCCAUGGCUUUGAAUUUUUUUUAACAGCCUGUACACUAUACACAUUGCGAAGCAAUAUUGGACAGAAAAUAGAAACCUAUUGUUUUGAAUGAUCCUUUUAACAUUUUUAUGGCAAGUGGGUCAUUGAAUUUAUUUCACCAAUCCGCCGCUGCUUUUUUUUGCGGGCAAAAAACACGUUAUCGCUACUAUCACUCGGGGGAGUAAAUAGAACGUUUAUAUUGGUUUCACCGGCCAUACGACCCAAUGUCGAUACUCGGGAGUAGAGUAUUAUCCGAGCGACCAUUGGACCCAAUCCCUAAGCUCUGUAUACCCCACACCGGCAUACCAACCAAAACCCGCGGUGACCUUCGGCGCAUACGGAACGCCCCGGGAUAUCUUGUUGCAAUAAGAUAGCUGCUUGGAACCGUCCCUGCACGGUACCGCAUUGCGGGACCUAAUUGAGGGGACUGAGAUACCGCCACACGCUACGACACCGGGAGGCUAAACCGGCAUUGCUAUUACUAUGUUGUAAUAUCCUCAAGUACUUACUGUAUGAUAAGUCUCAGAACAAUGACAAGUAUGAUAAGUACAAUGCAAAGAGAAUGUACAAUGCUUGUUCUUGUUCUGAGUACAAUACCAACUUUUCAAUUUUAUUUUAAAAAUAAUGUGAAUGUCAUUAUUCAACGAAAAAUACAUUUGAAGAAAAUAAAAUUUAAUAAAAAAUUAGGCAUAUUUUAAGUAAAACAUGCAGCUAUAUAAUAAAGUAAUAUUCUUGCUAUUCUUUCAAACUAUAGCUGGAGAAAACGAUAUCGUGCCCACUUUUCUACUGGACUAUGAAGAAGUAAUGAAACACCUUACAGUAAAUCCCAAUCCAUUUAACAAAAUUAGCUCCGGUGCAUUUGUGAACAUCAUUCAUGAUGCGAUAAAGCGCAGCGAGGCCGUCGUCAUAUUUGUAGAAGACACAUUUUGUUUCGAGGAUUUAUCCGUCAAAGAUAAGUUGGGCACGCCAUAUUACUAUCUUCGCCGAGGUUUACUAGACAAGAAAGUUAAAUAUUUUCCAUCCGUAAUUAGCCCUUACGACACGUUAAAGCAAGUUCUUCAGCCGCAGCAGCUGAACUUGUUCUAUUUGAGUCCAGGCACGAAGUUGCAUCUCACGGAAAGAUUUAAGUAUCUUUAUAUAUAUUUCAAAGAUGGUAUGAACGAAACUCGUGCGCAGGCGUUGCGACGUCACGAUGCUUUUAUUCGGGAAGUGUACUUCACAGUGAGGCAACUGAAGCCAGGUCCUAUUGUUGCGUUUUAUACAGGGAAGAUAAACCCAGUGGUAGUAGAAAGGCCGCGGUUUGUGCCGAUCAGGCCGAGCCCACUGCCGCGGGACGACGAAGUCAUGGUUGCUUCGGAAGGUGCACUCUUUAGAUUCUCCGGAGUGUUCGCCACUACACCUACUCGCCGCGCGAACUUAAACCAGAUGCCGAUGAUCGCCGAGGAGUCGUGGACUCCAUCGAAACUGUCCACUAAAAUGGAUUAUACGGAUUUUGAACUGCAAUUUAACUUUAACUUGGAGAAAGCCGAAGGAUGGCUUCUGGAGAGCGUGGCGCUGGUGGAGGGCGGCGAGGAGGUGGGGCGCACGGAGGUGGCGGCGGGCGCGCCGUGGGACUGGUCGUACGUGUGCGGCGAGCCGCUCACCGUGCUCAACCAGCGCGACGGCAGCUCCGUCACUAUCUCGCAGUACCAGCUCCAGCCGUUCCGCUACCCGCCGAUCAGCCGUAACGGCAGCGACAACGCCGGCGGCAACGAUACUAGUAUGUGUUUUGGCGCGACCGUCAACUGCGGCCCUUACUUCAACACGCGCAUCCUGUCGGGGUUGAUGGUGGUGUUCCUGUUCUUGAUGAUCCUAGCAUAUGGCAUCGCGACGCUCUUUGACUGCGGUGUCAACGACAAGCAGGACGAUCCGCACGGAAAGCCACUAUUCACUGACGUGCCCUCAUAGGAUAUCUUGUUUAUAAUUUUAAUUAAAUUUCCUUGUUUUGCUAA
This is a messenger RNA of Manduca sexta (tobacco hornworm), 2169 nucleotides long. RefSeq lists its product as uncharacterized. The coding region runs from base 884 to 2125 and encodes 413 amino acids. The record is from RefSeq and is a predicted model, not a curated record. Gene Ontology annotation, cellular component: proton-transporting V-type ATPase complex. The transcript has 4 exons. Lineage: Eukaryota; Metazoa; Arthropoda; Insecta; Lepidoptera; Sphingidae.